Molecule: messenger RNA, 2620 nt
Organism: Pocillopora damicornis (cauliflower coral)
Lineage: Eukaryota; Metazoa; Cnidaria; Anthozoa; Scleractinia; Pocilloporidae
Product: short transient receptor potential channel 5
Biological process (GO): regulation of cytosolic calcium ion concentration; calcium ion transmembrane transport
Cellular component (GO): cation channel complex; plasma membrane
Molecular function (GO): store-operated calcium channel activity; inositol 1,4,5 trisphosphate binding
Source: RefSeq, a predicted model, not a curated record
UCAUGGAUGAGGUAUAUGGUAAUUUUUUCGCCUAUCAUUCUAUAAGCGGAAAGAUGCUUUGCCAAACGUUUUGAGAGCAUUGCUCUGGCUAGAGUCAUUUCAUCUUCGAGAUAAGAUCCAAAAGAUGCGUAGAGUAAAAAUAGUACAACAAGCAACAGACCUCCUGGAUUUUCGACGGUACAAGAAAACAGGAAGGAAUGAGAAGGGAAAAGGUGAUUGCGCGGAAGGAGUUGAGCUGAAGAAGUCGUGGAAACAAAAUGUUUCUGAAGGAGAAAAAGCGCUGAAGAAAUUAGCAGCGGAUAAAGUUGGCAACCGCAGCGGUCAAUGGACUGUCGACGAAAUUAAAAGCAUGGUUACUGUUAAAAAUUUAUGUUCUUGCAGUGAUCCUAUAUCGACGGCUUUUAAGGUUAACAGUAACUUGCGGGUUUUGGCAAAAUCGUACAUAGAGAAUACCGAGACCCUAAACAAUCUUGCAGACCAGACAGAGGAUUUUGCUGUGCAGCUCAUCGAUCAGGUUAAUGGCAGUGAGCAGCUUGCAUUGCAAGACGUACCGGGAAACGUUAAUCGCUGUGCCUCGAUGCUCAGCGGCAUGACGGAUAAGGCAAUUGAAUAUUCUCAAAAGAAAUUUGUUGCACAUCCUUUAUUGUACAAGAGACUACAAAUGAGAUGGAAUCUUGGAAUACCUAAGGUUUUAAAGCCUCGUGAAAAGUUUCGACCUUUUCUGUACCUGCUGAUACUGAUAGACACGAUCCUCACUCCAUUUCUGCUUCCGAUUAUUGGAUAUGCUUUUUACCAUGACCAAAAAGAGAGGCGUGUGAGGUCACAAGAACAAAGAGGAAAAUCGCGUACGGGUGUGAAAAGAUCACGAUGGAGUAUCAUAGAUUCUUACCUGAAUUACCUGACUUCUCCCUUUGUCUUGUUUAUAAAAGACAAGCUAACCCAAGUGGUAUUUAUAGCAUUUCACUGCAUAGUCUGCACUUCGGAUUCUCAGAUCGCAAUAACAUACGAAGAGUACAUAAUUUUCUUUUUCUUCUGUGGCAUGAUCCUGAGUGAAUUCCAGCAGUACAAGCGGUCGCAACUGAAAUAUUUCAAGGACAUGUGGAACUACGUGGAUGUCCUGACUCUCUUUAUCUACAUCCUGAUCGUCUUGACGCGCAUUGCGACGAUUAUCCGCGGAGGCGAAACUUAUGAUAAUGACCUGUUAGAAACUGCCAACAUCCUCUAUGGCGUAAAUACCAUGUUAUUGGUAUUGCGCUUCUCCAGUAUCCUGGAGGUUAACUCAUUUGUUGGUCCAUUGCAGUUGGCUUUAUUUCGGAUGAUUCUUGACUUACUCACCAUACUUAUGCAGUUUGCUUUCGUGGUCGCCGCGUUUUCGUUGGCCAUAACAAAGGUUUUCAAUGCAGAUCUCUCCAAAUUGGGUUACGGCGCCAACGAUACUAGUGGUGAAACUUACUUAGCACCGUAUUGUGACCAAGCAGGGGCAUUAGAGUGCCUGUACAAGACAUCUGGACACCUUAUAUGGUCAGUGUUUGGUCUAACUGACUUGAAUAAGCUGAACACCAAUGAUAGUCUCGCCUUCCUAGUCACCAGAGGUCUAUACUUGGUUUUCCUUAUUUUGACCGUUAUCAUGCUGAUCAACAUGCUUGUGGCCUUACUUUCCAAGACUUAUGACAAUAUUACGAACAAUGCGGAAGUUGAGUGGAAAUUUUCACGCGCUGUUGUGGAAAACCAGUACAGGAAUCUUCACUCUAUUGUGGUACCGUUCAACCUGCUAUCUGUUCCAGUAGCACUCCUUUACAUUCGUUUGCAUGGUAAUCCUCGUGAAGAGGAUGCAAAAGACCGUCGAAAACAAUACAAGAAUUUUUAUCGCGAGCGUCUGUUUCCACUGCUUACUAAAAGGUAUCUCGAAAAAUAUGGUGGAGCGUUUCCAUUGUCAGUUGAUGACAAGAUCGACCUGAUAAUGCAGAAUUUGAAAAUUUCGCCCUUAAAUGAGGAAAACAAUGCCAGAAGCGUUGGGGAAGGUGAUUUGGAUAAUUUUCCCGUACCGGAGAACAGCCAGAUGCCGACUUCAUCAACCAAAUUUACCAAAUUCACAGCACCAAUCAACGAUGUAUAGCUCGCCUAGCAAUCUAGUUCUAUAUCACGUCUAAAACUCUCUAGCUUUAAGUUGUUUCGAUUUUUAUUUGGCUCCUAAAGAAAUAUUUUAUCUUAGUUUGCUCUUCAGCUCUAGCUCAUAUAAUUCUAAACGUAAUCAUGUAGUGUAUGUUGCCAUGAACUUAAUCAGGUAUAUUUCACUUAGUCUGUUUUCCGGCGAACCACAAUGCGGACUUCGUCUGCUAGCUUUCAAAACGCCGUUUAUUGAAAGUAGAAAGGCUAAUCUCCCUUACAGUUAUCUGUAUCCCUUUUCCCCCUCUUGAAACUUAAAACUUAUUAAAAAAAUUUAAGUAUUCAUGUUUCGGGACGAUGGGGAAGGGGAAGAAGAGGGAGAAGAGGGAGGCGAUCAAAGUGUGUCAUGGACUGCAAAAAUACGUAAAAGAAAAGUGGAAAAUACUUGGCAAUUCGAGGGUUAAAAUGAUUAUGAGCUAGAUAUAAAUAAAAAGUUCAUAAAUGUUAUGAAAAA